Linum tenue is the source of this 4031-nucleotide messenger RNA. NCBI's taxonomy places the organism in Eukaryota, Viridiplantae, Streptophyta, Magnoliopsida, Malpighiales, Linaceae. The record is from the annotation of a GenBank genome assembly.
UCCUUUCCCCUUCCCCUUCCCCUUUCCUCUCUUUCAUAAAUCCUUCCCUCUCCGACGAAUUCGAUUGCAUGCCAUUCUUCUGCCGCCAUCAAUCGCCACCGCCAUGCCUACUACCGCCUCCGCUUCCACCACCUCCGGGCCCGACGGCGGUCCUUCUUCCCUCGUCGCUCGACUCUCCUCCAGUGACCCCGAUGUCAAGCUGAAGGCCCUGCGGGAAGUCAAGAACCAAAUAAUAGGCAGCAAGACGAAAAAGCUCAGCUACAUAAAGCUCGGCGCCGUCCCUCGCGUCGCGUCAAUUCUCUCCGCCGCAAUUGCCGACGGCGACUGCUUCCAGCCUGCUCCUGCCGCUUCUGUGCGGGGAAUGCUCGGCUAUUCCAGCAAUGUCGUCGUCCAAUCGGCGGCAGCUCUUGGCAGCUUCGCCUGCGGAUUCGACGACGGCGUCCAGGCAGUUCUCGCUGCGGGCGCUCUGCCGCUUCUGGUUAGACUGCUCGAUCAUCCCGACGACAAAGUAGUGGAUGCUGGUGCUCGCUCCCUGAAAAUGAUCUACCAGUCUGAAUUUGCUCCCAAAUAUGAAAUCCUUGAACGUGGAAGCUUAGAAUUCCUGGUUUCCUUACUGAAUAGAGAGGGUGAAAACGUUACUGAACUAGGUGCUCAUAUCAUAGCCCAUUCUUGCAGGACGUUCGAAGAGCAGAAAGUUAUGCUCGAGGCUGGGGUUCUGAAGAGGCUUGUCAGCCUCCUAGAUGGGAGUGUAGGUCAGAGAGAUGCUAGCUUAGGUUCUCUUGCUGCAGCUUUCAAAAAUAACUCUGAAGUCAUAAAGGAGUUUCUGGGACCUCAUGGCGGGAAAUCGUUCAAUGCCAUACUUAGGUUGACCGUGGAUAGCAAUUCCAAGACGAGGCUGCUCGCUUGCCAGUGCUUGAUUGUCAUUAGGGAUGCUACAGAUUGCUAUAUCCUGGAAUUUGGGCUCAAUAGGAAGUUGGUCAAUACUCUCCUCGAGCUCCUUGAUGAUCCAGGUCAAGUUGGAGAUGAGUCCGCGUUUGUAUUGUCUAGUCUGGUCUUAGGGAAGGAAGAUCUACAUACGAUAGCUCUUGAAGCUGAUGCUAUGGUUAAAUUUCGUGAUUGCAUGGAGAAGGAAAAUGUCAAUCCUAGGCGUCUUCGAGGUGUAUUGUUGGCCUUGGCUGAUCUCUGCUCAAAGUUAGAAAUCUGUAGAUCGACAUUCCUAUCCAUGCAGGUCUUGAAACCACUUAUUGGUUUCCUAAACCAUAAGGAGGAAGAUAUACGAAUUGCAGCUUGCACCUGCUUAAAAAAUGUUACUCGAUCAAUCAAGAAUUUGUGUGCAGGUUACUUUAUGAAAAAUGAAGCCCUCGUCACUGCUUUGGUUCUGUUGCUGAUGGAUGCUUCGGAGGAAGUCCAGGUUGCAGCUCUUGGUGUUGUGAGCAAUAUUGUUGUUGAUUUCACUACACAAAAGUCUAUGUUUGUUGCACAUGAAGGCAUGCAACAGCUUUUUGGUUUAUCAAAAUCAAUGGUUCCCGCGGUUAGGUCAAAUGCCCUCUGGGCUUUAAGGAACAUGACGUUCCUUGCGGAUGACAAAUGCAAAGAAGCAGUUUAUUUAGGGAUGACCCCGUCACUGAUUGCAGAUCUUAUAUGUGAUGAUGAGGUUUCUGUUCAGGAGCAAGCUUUGGCCCUUGUUCGCAAUCUUGUUGAUGGAAGUAUUGAGUCAAUUGAGCAAGUUUUUACCGAUGAUGGUAUUAUUUUAGAUGCUGCCGGAAGCCAAUUACAGUGUGGUCCAAAUGCUGAAGUUUUGAUACAGGGAAUGUACGUGCUCGGAAACAUUGCCUGUGGAAAUGAGAUUCAUAAGGAAGCAGUUAUGUGCCUGCUUUUCCCACUAGUGGGGAGGGGACCCGAGCCUUUCUUUGUCAACUUCUUGCUGAGCACUGACAGUAGAUUGCGCCUUGCUACUGUGUGGGUCCUUAUAAAUCUCACCUUGCCAUCUCCUGGAGCAUUGAAUCGGCAACAAAGACUACAGAAAGAAGGGGUGCUGUCCAUAGUAAGGAGUAUGGUCAAUGAUCCUUGCUUGGAUGUGAAGAUUAGAGUAAAAACAUUGCUCACCCAGACUGAGCUUGGUGACUUUUGACAUCAGUUGUAGAGGAUUAACCUCUUAAACAACUAGAUCAUAGAGAUGAGUGGAGACAGACAUUUGUUUUUUUACAUCUUAAACUUAGCCGUAGUAAUAUCUCCAGCUUUCUUCCGGGCAACGUAUCAUGCUUCAGCCAAGGUUUGUAGUUUCAAGCUACUGCUGUAGUUUCAUGGUGCUGAAUGAACUAUAGAAUCUUUAUUAAGUACAGAAAAUUGGAACAUUUCAUGGUCUGGACUAGUUGAAGUUUUCUUUCUUGUGUGUUUUUGUGGAUUGCCCACAUUUCGGAUGAAUAAAACACAAUGGCUUAUGUGGUCAUCAUUAUCAACCAUUUGGUAUGGUGACCCCUAACACCUCGAAAAUGGUUCAUAAAAACUUUCCACACUUACUGACGUAAGCAAGCCCAAAAAUAUUUACUCUCUGUUGGAAAUUUGUCAUGGUUAGUUACAUGUUUACGCAAACUGUAUAGUUGUUCUCUCUAGAUAAUUUGUGAUGAAGUGAAAAAAGAUCAGAUUCAUGCUUUGAUCUUCUCUUUUCGUCGUGACGUUCUAGCUGAAGAACUAUGUGCAUGAUCCCGUUUCUUGCCUUUUGUAGGUGCAGAGUUUAGAGUAUCCUGUUUUCACAAUUACAGCAGUGUGAGAGGAGAUGCCUUUGUAACAUUGUGGGAUGCAGUUCAACUGUCAAGAGUGUGUUCCCUUGAACAUGAAAUUGUGCAUACAAAUGGCUGUAUCAUUAUUCGUUUGACUAUCUCAGAGGACUCCUGUUGUUGUAUUUUGUACAUUAACUGCCAUCAGUUUGCAUGGCACUGUAAAAUGCUUGCUUAGAGAGUUUAUGCAAAACUUCAGGUUUUCUCUUCGGUAUUGUCUCUACUAGCUGCUGCAUAUGCUGUUCUCUAGUUGUUGUUGUUUAUAAUACCGGGUUUAAUGCGUUGGAGCCGAGUAUCAAAUCGAUAACUUUCAUUAGCAAGCAAAAUCAGAGGUUAAUGUUGAUAUAUGCUAUAUGUAAAGCAGGGCCAGGGUAUUUAUUGCUGGUCUCUUUCCUUUUACAGCUCUGCAGCAGAAGAAAUUGCCAUAUCUUUGCUUGGAAAGAAAGGUAACCAUCUUACCAUUGAUAGAUGCUUGACUUGUACCAUUAUAUACACAAAAGGUGCUUACAUUAUACAUGCUACAAUAAUAUCUUUUUUCUUUUUCUUUUUUGUGACAGUUUCUUUUUGUCUUGGAUCAUAUAUAAAGAUCAACCAAGGAAACCAAUAAGUUCCAUUGACGAGUCUGAAUUCCCUGAGCUACAAAGUGACAAAGACGAAGCAAGCAAAAUUCCUCUGGAAAUCUUUCUUUUCUGGUGUGGAUCUCUUCCAGCAGCAACUUCUCGAUUUAGCCAAUCUUCUCCGUGUUGGUAUCAUCCGAUGGCCAUAUCACAGUCUCCAGGAGCCGUUCACGCAUUAGCGCCAAGUUCUCGUCCGAAAUCUCUUGGUACAUCUCCGCAUGGUUGCAUUUCUGCAUUCACAAUUACCAUAUUACUCACACAGUUAAUCACAUUGUUUACUAUGACUCGCUUGCAUAAUGUAAGCUAAACACAUUUCCUUAUUACCUUAAUCCAUUUUCCAUACAGGUGAAGCCUCGUCACCAUUACUCUCUCAGCAAGGUCCUGCCUCUCUUUGGCUAGAGUUCGGAUGAAAUGCUUCCCAGUUCCAGGCUUGUUCAUGACCACAAAACUACAAACCAAAUAGGUAAAAGAAUAAGGAGACUAUAUUAUUUCUAUGUUCCAGUUGAAAACUUGAAAGAUUCUUGGUGCAAUUUCGCAGGCUUACUCGUAAAACCAACGGUAAUGAGUUGGAUUCAUCUCAUACAGCUGGUUCAUGACCGUCCUCACUGCCUUGUACGUGAAGUAGUUCAUUAUUUGC